Sus scrofa (pig) is the source of this 6394-nucleotide messenger RNA. It is a transcript of the gene NOL4L, whose product is annotated as nucleolar protein 4 like. The record is from RefSeq and is a predicted model, not a curated record. NCBI's taxonomy places the organism in Eukaryota, Metazoa, Chordata, Mammalia, Artiodactyla, Suidae.
GGGCGCGGCGGGAGGAUGCCGAAGCCGACGCUGCUGCUGCGCGGGGGCUGGGAGCGCGAGCGCAGCCCCGGGGACUCGGAGCUGGGCCGCCAGUUCCGGGACUGGUGCCUGCGCACCUACGGCGACUCGGCCAAAACCAAGACGGUGACACGCAGCAAAUACCAGCGGAUCGCCGAGGUCCUGCAGGGCGGCGGCGGGACCGGCGCGGGCAGCGGCCCGGCAGCCGGCGAGAAAGGCAAGUUCCAGUUCUGGGUGCGCUCCAAGGGCUUCCGCCUGGGCAGCGGCCGGGAACCCAAGAUGGGCCAAGUGGUGUAUGUGCCGGUCAAGACGGGCUCGGGGGCAGAUGGCCUGUCGGAGCCCGAGGGCAUCUCUCUGAAGCGGGUCGCUGUGGUGGAAGAUUUCUUUGACAUCAUCUACUCGAUGCAUGUGGAGAGCUCAGCGGAGCCAGGCAAAGCCCCCAAGCACGCCGGGCAGAAGAAAACCUACCGAGCGAUCGCAGAGACCUACGCCUUCCUUCCGCGAGAGGCUGUGACCCGGUUCCUAAUGAGCUGCACAGAGUGUCAGAAGAGGAUGCACUUUAAUUCCAACGGCCUGGAGCCCAAAGAAAAUGAGCCUCCCUCUCCUCUGGUCUCCGGGAUUAUCGAUUACAACAUGCCCCUCACCUCCACGUACCUGAAGCAGAUGAAGCUGCGCGUGAUGAAUUCCCAGGAGCAGGAUGAAACUUCUGUGAGCAGUGAAGAUUUUGAUAUGAACGACUCCACAUGGAUGUCAGCUGACCCACACCUGGCCUCCAGCCUGAGUCCCAGCCAGGACGAGAGGAUGCGGAGCCCGCAGAACCUCCACAGCCAAGAGGACGACGAUUCCUCCUCCGAGAGCGGCAGUGGCAAUGGCUCCUCCACCCUGAACCCGUCCACCUCAAGCAGCACCCAGGGAGACCCCGCCUUUCCCGAGAUGAAUGGCAACGGCGCUGUGGCCCCCAUGGACUUCACCGCCACCGCCGAGGACCAGCCCAUCAACCUGUGUGACAAGCUCCCGCAGGGCUCAGCGCUCGGCACGCCCUCCUACCCCUCAGACGGCUGUGGCGCCGAUGGACUGAGGAGCCGUGUCAAGUACGGGGUGAAGACCACCCCCGAGUCCCCCCCCUACAGCUCGGGGAGCUACGACUCCAUCAAAACCGAGGUCAGUGGCUGCCCCGAGGACCUGACGGUGGGCCGGGCCCCCACAGCAGAUGACGACGAUGAUGACCACGACGACCACGAGGACAAUGACAAGAUGAACGACUCCGAGGGCAUGGACCCAGAGCGCCUCAAGGCCUUCAAUAUGUUUGUGCGUCUCUUUGUGGAUGAGAACUUGGACCGCAUGGUGCCCAUCUCCAAGCAGCCCAAGGAGAAGAUCCAGGCCAUCAUUGAGUCGUGCAGCCGGCAGUUCCCCGAGUUCCAGGAGCGGGCCCGCAAGCGCAUCCGCACGUACCUCAAGUCCUGCCGGCGCAUGAAGAAAAAUGGCAUGGAGAUGACCAGACCCACACCUCCUCACCUGACCUCGGCCAUGGCAGAAAACAUCCUGGCAGCUGCCUGUGAGAGCGAGACGAGAAAAGCAGCCAAAAGGAUGCGCCUGGAGAUCUACCAGUCCUCCCAGGACGAGCCCAUAGCCCUGGACAAGCAGCACUCCCGGGACUCCACAGCCAUCGCCCACUCCACCUACUCACUGCCAGCCUCCUCCUACUCCCAGGACCCUGUGUACGUCAACGGUGGCCUCAACUACAGUUACCGUGGUUACGGGGCCUUGGGCAGCAACCUGCAGCCCCCUGCCUCCCUCCAAACAGGAAAUCACAGUAAUGGGCCCACAGACCUCAGCAUGAAAGGCGGGGCCUCCACCACGUCCACGGCGCCCACGCCCACGCCCUCCAGCAACAGCACCAGCCGGACCAUGCCCACCGCCCAGCUCAGCCCCACGGAGAUCAGCGCUGUCCGGCAGCUCAUCGCCGGCUACCGGGAGUCCGCUGCCUUCCUGCUGCGCUCGGCAGACGAACUGGAAAACCUCAUCCUGCAGCAGAACUGACCCAGCGGCACCCGGAGUGCACUGCCCCAGGGAAGGAGGCUCUCCCAGCCCCGGACCGGCUUCCCGCCUCACCAGUUGGUACCUUUUGUUUUUUGAAAGAGGUGGAUCCAGAAGAGCUGUUUCUAGCCACACUCCAAGCGCCUGAGACUCUGGGCACAAGGACACUUUUUUUUUGGAAUCUCACCACACGGGUGCUCUGACCUGCUUGGAAGAGGCCGACGGGGCAGCUCUGGAAGGGCUGGGGCUCCCCCUGACGAGGCACUGGGGCCACAGCUCUAUUUAGAAUCAUCUUCGUGGACCCUGAUGUUAGAAUCCCACCCCCAGAUAAUUACCUUUCAAGUCUUAGGUGAGCAGAAUUGCAUAUUUAUUGAGAAAAACAAAGUGGACCCUUUCUUCCUCCCCCCUUAGUAAUUUAUUUUUCUGAAAAUGGAUUCUUUUGUGUUUGUACAGAUUGCCAGUCUGUGUCUGUCUGAUCAGAAGGCUGUAUCCCUGUGACCUAACAUUCCAUAUCACUACACUGGCGCGGGCUGGGGGCCGGCAGGGCGGGGGGGCAGCGGGCUGGCUGGCCCUCUGAGUGCCCAGCACCGCCAAGCAGGAGGACCUCACCCACACCCACUGCAAAGCAGAGACAAACAAAAGCGGCUCCCCCACCCCAUUCCACAGAUGCCCCAGUCACACGGUCACCUGUAUUCUACCUCACACUCCAGCGUGGGCUUUUCCAGGAUGUGCCCUGAGCCUGUUCUGAAUGGCUGUCUCCCACCUCCCCCACCCAGUGUGUCUGCCUGGGAGGUGAGUCCAGACGGGGGGCCAGGAGCUGGAGCCCAGAGAGGACCUUGGCCCUCACAAGCAGCAGCCCGCCGGGCCCUAGCAGGACAGGGUGCCAGGAGACGGCAGCCGGGCAGCAGGGCUUGCCCUCACCCUGCCACCAUGGAGCCAGGCCUGGGCCCCUCGGACCCCUGCCGGGAAGGGCCCCUUUCUUCAAGGUGAGCCCCUGGCUGUCAGGCAGCCAUCAAACAGGAAAGGCAGCUCCCGUCCCCUGCCCCUGUGGUUGGAGCAAAGGGACCAUCAGCAGAAAUGGAGAAGUCACCUGGGUUCUCCUAGGACCAGCCCUUCUGAAGGGGCCAGUCCUGGAAGAAACCCAUCCUCUCUGGAGUGUGAAAAAGGGCAAAAGAUAAGGCUGGCCUGGUUUCCUUGCUCCCCAGUAGGCACUUCCUCUUGCUCAGUGCAAUACCUACCAGUGCUGCUAAAACCAGGGAUUUGCCCAGACCUCACAAGGCCCACAGGGCCUCUCCAUGCAACACUCCGUAGCCAUGACAGCAGCUCUCUGCUGCCGCCCCUGCCCAGAGCUGGCAGACACCCUCUGUUGCCUUUCCUCCCUCAGAGCAAAGAGGUCCCAGGGAGCCAGGGCCAAGUGGACCCUAGGAUAGAGAGCCACUUGACCCCAAAGCAGGCAUCCCUUUCCCAAACCAGCUUUUCUGCAGCCAACUGCCUCCGGGCACUGUGGCAGACCACCCUCAGGAGGCGGGGGAGGGGGCUCCAGACUGGAUGCCUCCCACGCCUCAGAUCCGACACUGAGCUAUGGGCCCUGGAUCCAGAAAGUCUGAAGGGUAGGGUGCCCACACCCUACAGGCUUCCAGCGCCCCACCUCCCAGCCACACCACCUCUGCCUUCCAUCUGACCGAUCCCCAGGCCUCCGGUCGGGGCCAGGAUGCGGAGACCCACCCUUAGCACAGCACAAGCUCCAGUGCCCAACGCCUCCCCCAUCCCAGCGUCCACAUGUCCAGCCCCCACCUGCUCAGUUCUACUCCCAGACAUUUAAAUUUGUGUAAAUAUUUAUUUUUGUGUGUGAACAAUACUACAAAGUAAUCAGUAGAUCUUUUGCAAAAUGUUACCCCAGGCAAUUUGUGAAAAUCUUAAUGUUGGAAACUGGCAGAGACAAUCGCCGCCUUAGAAUCCUUGACGUCAAGUUGUUUCACAUGUCAUUUCUCCUCCCAGAGGCAGUACCCAAGCCAGACAAACGGUUUGCUUUUCUGAACAGACAGGAGUGAGCAAGACUGGGGAAGGGGCUCGCGCCACCACCCACACGAGGAAUUAAGAGCUGAAGAUUAGUAUAAGCUACAGUUUGAAGUUGUGUUUUUCUGAGUCACGCUUGUCCUUACUGCCCAACUUCAGCAGCCUCAGCACCGUGGUGAGAGUGUAGGUUCAAUGUGCUUCAAAGAGAAAAGAAACAAUGCUAGCAGUCAGGGUGCACUGGGCCCCCCAGAGCCCCUCCAGGACAGUGGAUCCUGUCUCACCCAUCCCGCUUCUUGGGUGGGCUCCUUCCUACUGAAGCUACACAUGAAGCCCUUGCGAUGGCAGAAUCAGGAGCAAGUUACUGUGUGUGGAAACAGGAUUCCAUUCGCUAGUUCUGUCAGGGAACUCGUUCAGUUUUGCUUUUGUUUUAAAAGAUGCAGCGUCAACCCUGGAGGGCACCACUGAGCUGGUUCUGCUGAAAGGCGCUUGCUGCUGUCCGUCCCCCACCCCCGCCCCACCCCCACCCCCACCCCAGGGACUGCCUUCUCCCAAAGGGAGCACCCAAAGCCCAGCCCCACAGCCACUUAAAGUUCUUAUGGGGGGGCCUCAGGACAUCCAUGAAUCACGUGGGAUCCUAAAUUACAGAGGUAAUGCAAGAGUGGAAUACACCCAUUCCAGAGUCUUUGCAGGGGGCUAAUCCCACGAAAAGGGUAGAACCAGGAGAAAUGGGAAUCUGGUCUUAGUGGUGGAUCAUCUAGUAAAGAGUAUAACCCAUCUGAAUUCACUUUACCGUCACCACUCAGUUUAUACCCAAGGACAGUGGGGAGGCGGAGGGGGACCGGCGGGGGGUGAAGAAGGUUUUUAGAGGAUUUCAAACAGGUGGAACCCAGCCAUCCCUGUUCCCAAGGGCCACUUAUGACUCCAGGGGUGGUUAUAGGAUUAACUACCAGUUCAUUUUCAAAAUGCUGCUUUGAACUCAGAGGGUUGAUACUUUUAAUUUGUAAUUUUUUGUAAAACUUUUUACAAGAUAGUAAAGUAUUUCACCAGAAUACCAGUUUCAAUCCGUCCAUGGUCUGAUUUUUAUAUAAUUUAGUGGUGCUUUAGAAACUUUGUUUUUGUUGUUUAUGAGCAAGACAGCUCAAUCCUUUUUCGCCUGUAUCUACCUAAGACCAAUGUGAACCUUUGUAUUUUUGCUCCUAAUUUUGGACUCAGUGAAAGUGUACUGUUUACAUGUACAGAUGCCCCGGUCCCUGUGUGUCCUGCAAGACUCGCUCUUGAGGAGGAAGGUGCACCUCACUAAGCUCAUCUGCUUAGCAAAGCCACAAAACAAAAACCUCUCACUUUUUACCUGUUUCCACCUAAAAAGAAAAAUAAAAAACCUACACCACACUGAACUCAGAUUUGCUGAAAAAAUACUUUUCUAUGCUCAGAAAAAUCGUCUCCAGGCGGCAGACGGUCUGUGUGCCUCUGUCCUGUGGUCCAUUUGGGAGCUGGGCUCAGAAUGGAGACUUCCUAUGGCUGCUGGUGGGUAACUGCAUGGACAGGUGGAAAGUGAAAACGGGACUUGGCUGCCACUGGGGAUGAAUAUAGCUCCUCUCCCGGCAGCCUGAGAAUGGGAAGGUCACGCUGACUCAUGGACCUUCAGGGACAAGCCACCCAGGAGUUAGGGACAACCCAAGGGGUUGCCGACCCUCUGGCAUAACUGAGACAUGUUUGGAAAGAGCGCAAGUUUCCUACUGGAGAUGAGCUUUAGGACCUUCCAAUGCAGAUGGUACAAGCAUCUCUUCAGGGUCCCCUGGGGCAGCUCGUACAUGAGGCCCCUCUGGGGAGGGGCAGGGGGCUCCAGACAGUAAGCAUAUGGCACUUAAAGCAAACAGCAGAUGGCACCAACUUUUAAAGGUGACUCUUUGUUACUUAAUCAAUGGCUUCAUCUCUAAAUUAUAUUUUUACAGAUAUGCACCUAUGCAACUUAACGUGGCUCUUCUAAGCAGGUGAGGACUUCCUCCUCAAUGCUCUAUAAAAAUUAUUUGUGUUCUAUAUAGUGAGUUUUACCAGUAAAUGUGGCUUAAUAUUUUAAUUCUUAGAAUGUGUCUUCUCUAUGUGAUGCAACUAAAUUCUGUUUUGUUUGUGGAAUGACUAGCACAGGCCAACUCCCUCUCCCCUCACUUAACAAAAGACCAAUGAGCUGUUAAUCGAGCUGUUAUCUCCAUGGUAUUACUUGCUAAAUGCACUGAUUUCAUAAGUAUGUGGAAUCCUUUUUCUUUGGAAUCUGUAUAUCAUAUAUAAGACUGAAUCUACUUAAUAAACACUGAAUAACAAACUC